CCUCUUAGCAUGCAACCUAACCUUGGACAUCAAAGACGACCGAUAUUACAAAAACAAAUGUUACAAGAUGCGAAUCUAUCUCAUACAUUCUCAGGUACUUCUUACACCUUAGAAGAGUAUGAGGAGAUUAGAGAAAAAUUAAGUAAACAACUAGGUCCCGAAUAUAUUAGUACAAGACAAGGACCAGCUGGUGAAACUGGAAAAGUCUCGGUUGGUAUAUCAGUGACGUGCAGAGUAACUCUCAAGGACGGUACAUAUCAUGAGGCCAAGAAAGAAGCCAUGACAGAUGCGCUCAAGCGUGCCCUACGAACAUUUGGCAACGCAAUGGGUAAUUGUGUGUACGACAAAAAAUAUGCCUCCGAAAUUGUCAAGAUAAAGGUUUCACCGCCACAAUUUAAUGUGGACAAGCUGCAUCGUCAUCCAGAUUUUAUCCAAAAAAACGCUAAAACUGGAGAUAUAUCUAACAAAAAUGUCAAUAACAACAAAAAUUUACAACCCCAGAAUAGUACUUUAACCAAGCAGAAUAAUACUUUAACGAAUCAAUCUCAAAAUCAAGGAACCACAUCCAUUUCGAUUAAUCAAAGUUCGAAGAGUACAUCAGGAAUCUUAAAUAAUGCAUCUGCUAUCAUGAUAAAGAGAGAGAGUACAUUAAAACCCGUAUCGAAUUUGACACCUCCAAGAGAUGGAUCUGUGGGAAAAGAAAAUUAUCCAAUGAAUAAUCCAAUGAAUAACUCAAUGAAUAUGGCAACGCCUACAUUGAUGUCAAAUGAUGGACAAAAUACUUCCAAACAUGCGCCAUCAUCCAACACAAAACAAGAAACUGAGCAAAAUGAAGACAACUCUAUAACAUCAACGACAACAAUCGGUAGUGGUAUUGAAAUGUCUAAUGAGAACCUCACCACAAGCUUAAAAGAUGUGAAUGAAAAUUCUAACCGGUCACCAGAAAAAAAUAAUUGCAUGGGGGAAAAUUUAAAAAUUUAUCAUCAAAUAAACUCACCGAAAAGGCGGCCAUUGGUUCAAAAUCCAAAUAUUUUUAACUAUGAGCUUUCUCCUAACAAUCGAAACAAUAAUUUUUUAACAGUAAAUAAUAGAACCGAUAGACUUUUAGAACAAAAAGUUGGAAUGAAGCUUAACGAAAUUGUUUAUAACAGACCAUCUAA
Molecule: messenger RNA, 1160 nt
Organism: Racocetra fulgida
Lineage: Eukaryota; Fungi; Glomeromycota; Glomeromycetes; Diversisporales; Gigasporaceae
Source: the annotation of a GenBank genome assembly